AAUCUCUCGGGCGGGCCUCCAGCAUCUGGCUCCUGCACAUCCCCUCAGCCUUCCUGUGGCAAAUGGCCCAGCCAAGGAGCCCAGAGCGACUCUGGACUGGAGUGAGAAUGCGGUGAACGGAGAGCACCUGUGGCUGGAGACCAACGUCUCAGGAGAUCUCUGCUACCUCGGAGAGGACAACUGUCAAGUCAGAUUUGCAAAAUCUGCUCUCCGGAGGAAGUGUGCGGUCUGUAAAAUCGUUGUCCACACCGCCUGCAUCGAGCAGCUAGAAAAGAUUAAUUUCAGAUGUAAACCAACAUUUCGAGAAGGGGGCUCAAGAUCACCAAGAGAAAAUUUUGUACGUCAUCACUGGGUGCACAGGCGUCGGCAGGAGGGAAAAUGUAAGCAGUGUGGUAAGGGAUUCCAGCAAAAGUUCUCCUUCCAUAGUAAAGAGAUUGUGGCCAUCAGCUGUUCCUGGUGCAAGCAGGCGUUUCACAAUAAGGUGACCUGCUUCAUGCUGCAUCACAUUGAGGAACCCUGCUCCCUGGGGGCUCAUGCUGCUGUUAUUGUCCCGCCCACAUGGAUCAUUAAGGUGAAGAAACCGCAGAACUCCCUGAAGGCUUCAAAUCGGAAGAAGAAGAGAACAAGCUUUAAAAGAAAAGCCAGUAAAAAAGGAACUGAACAGGAAAACAAAGGUCGUCCUUUUGUGAUAAAACCUAUCUCUUCUCCUCUCAUGAAACCCUUGCUUGUAUUUGUAAAUCCCAAGAGUGGAGGAAACCAGGGAACCAAAGUCCUGCAGAUGUUCAUGUGGUACCUGAACCCACGGCAAGUCUUUGAUCUUUCUCAGGAAGGGCCAAAAGAUGCGCUUGAGUUGUAUAGGAAAGUACCAAAUCUACGAAUUCUGGCCUGUGGUGGGGAUGGAACGGUGGGCUGGAUCCUUUCCAUCCUGGAUGAACUGCAGCUGAGCCCUCAGCCUCCUGUGGGGGUCCUUCCUCUGGGGACCGGGAAUGACCUGGCUCGAACGCUCAACUGGGGAGGGGGCUACACCGAUGAACCUGUUUCUAAGAUCCUAUGCCAAGUAGAAGAUGGGACAAUUGUACAGUUAGAUCGCUGGAACCUCCAUGUGGAAAGGAACCCAGACUUGCCUCCAGAAGAACUUGAAGAUGGUGUAUGUAAGCUUCCUCUGAAUGUUUUCAAUAAUUACUUCAGCCUUGGAUUUGAUGCUCAUGUCACACUGGAGUUCCAUGAAUCCAGAGAAGCAAAUCCAGAGAAAUUCAACAGUCGUUUUCGGAAUAAAAUGUUCUAUGCGGGGGCUGCUUUUUCUGAUUUCCUGCAAAGAAGUUCCAGAGAUCUUUCCAAACAUGUUAAAGUUGUUUGUGAUGGAACAGAUCUCACCCCAAAGAUUCAGGAACUGAAGUUCCAGUGUAUAGUAUUUUUGAAUAUACCCAGAUAUUGUGCUGGCACAAUGCCCUGGGGAAACCCAGGAGAUCACCAUGAUUUUGAACCUCAGCGUCAUGACGAUGGCUAUAUCGAAGUCAUUGGAUUCACCAUGGCCUCUUUGGCUGCCCUGCAAGUCGGAGGCCAUGGAGAAAGGCUGCAUCAGUGUCGAGAAGUCAUGCUUCUAACUUACAAAUCCAUCCCCAUGCAAGUGGAUGGGGAGCCCUGUCGGUUGGCACCAGCUAUGAUUCGGAUCUCCUUGAGGAAUCAGGCCAACAUGGUACAGAAGAGCAAGAGGAGGACAUCCAUGCCUUUACUCAAUGAUGUUCAUCAGGUGCAAACUGCGGACCUGCGGCGAGUGUCUGCUCCCCCUGGCUCCUUCACCAUUCCCCAGUCUGUCCCAGAUCGCCUGAGGAUCCGGGUGAACAAAAUCAGUUUACAAGACUAUGAAGGAUUCCACUAUGACAAAGAGAAACUCCGAGAAGCUU
Molecule: messenger RNA, 1904 nt
Organism: Galeopterus variegatus (Sunda flying lemur)
Lineage: Eukaryota; Metazoa; Chordata; Mammalia; Dermoptera; Cynocephalidae
Gene: DGKI
Product: diacylglycerol kinase, iota
Exons: 21
Biological process (GO): lipid phosphorylation; diacylglycerol metabolic process; regulation of synaptic transmission, glutamatergic
Cellular component (GO): nucleus
Molecular function (GO): ATP-dependent diacylglycerol kinase activity
Source: RefSeq, a predicted model, not a curated record